Molecule: messenger RNA, 178 nt
Organism: Cladophialophora carrionii CBS 160.54
Lineage: Eukaryota; Fungi; Ascomycota; Eurotiomycetes; Chaetothyriales; Herpotrichiellaceae
Exons: 1
Source: RefSeq, a predicted model, not a curated record
AUGUACAGCUGCAACGUCACAGGAGUGGACGAGUAUUGCUGCAAUAACGGCUGCUCAUGCGAUCCAAGCGCAGGGGGAGAGGUCGUGAGCUUCACAGGGACUCCUUAUACGAUCAGCGUCAUCGGAGUCACCAGCACCUAUGCGGAUCCCAGCGCGACUGGCCCAUCGUCCGCUAGCA